UGCCUAGCUCCCUCCCCCACACGCAUAAUGCUGCGGGUGCAACGCAACGAUCCUAAUCAAUUCCCCUCACCACCUAAUCCAAUCUUCGAAAACCCAAGUUCCCUUCUUCCCACGCUUAAACCUUAAAUACACUCGCUCGCUGCCCACGAUCCACUCCCUCCUCCUCCUCCAUCUCGCGUCCCUUCACCACUCACCCUUUCCCUCUCGCUUUCAUGGUCCUCACAUCCAUGGCUCCCUCUCCUCCCAGGCUCGCCUCUGCAGCCGUCAUCUUCCUCGCCUUCCUCUGCUGCCUCGCCGACAGCUCGCCGGGCUCGGCGCCCUCGGAUCUCCUGCAGCGCGAGUGCCUGGCGGUGCCGACGUCCCAGUUCCUGAGCUCCCUCAGAUCCACCGUCGAGGUGCUCAGGCAGGUCUCCGGCAUUGUGUCCCAGUUCGGCACCGUCUUCGGCGACUUCCGGCUCUCCAACGCCGUCACCGACUGCCUCGACCUGCUCGACUUCUCCUCCGACGAGCUGAGCUGGACCAUCUCCGCCACCCAGAACCCAAAAGGCAAGCACAACAGUACUGGGGAUCUCAGUUCUGACUUGAGGACAUGGCUAAGUGCUGCACUUGCAAACCAGGAGACAUGCAGAGAUGGGUUUGAGGGCACUAGCGGCAUUGUCAAGAGUGUCGUCUCCGGAAGUCUCAACCAAAUCACUUCACUACUCACACGACUCCUCACCAUGGUCCACCCAUCUUCCGGCUCCAACUCCGCCGCCGCUGCCGCCGGCGGCGGCAAGGGCCCGGGGCGGAAGCUCUUCAACGACAGCCCCCAGUUUCCUCGUUGGGUGAAAACCAAGGACCGGAGGUUGUUGCUAGCGAAUGGGGUGGCGGCGGAUCUGGUAGUGGCUCAGGACGGGAGCAGCAAUUUCACCAAGGUGGAGGAUGCGAUCGCGGCCGUGCCCGACUACGGGACGCGCCGGUUCGUGAUCUACGUGAAAAAGGGCGUGUACCGGGAGAACGUGGAGAUCAAGAAGAAGAAGUGGAAUAUUAUGAUGAUCGGCGACGGGAUAGACGCCACCAUAAUCUCAGGGAAUCGGAACUUCGUCGAUGGUUGGACCACGUUCCGGACAGCAACAUUCGCCGUCAGCGGCAGGGGGUUCAUAGCCCGGGACAUGGCGUUCGAGAACACGGCCGGCCCGGAGAAGCACCAGGCCGUGGCCCUCCGGUCGGACUCCGACCUGUCCGUCUACUACCGGUGCGCGAUCAGGGGCUACCAGGACUCGCUCUACACCCACACGAUGCGCCAGUUCUACCGCGAGUGCCGCAUCAGCGGGACCAUCGACUUCGUCUUCGGGAACGCGGCGGUCGUGUUCCAGAACUGCCAGAUCCUGGCCAAGAAGGGCCUCCCCCAGCAGAAGAACACCAUCACAGCCCAGGGCCGGAAGGACCCGAACCAGCCCACGGGCUUCUCGUUCCAGUUCUGCAACGUCUCGGCCGACUCGGAUCUGGCGCCCUUCGUGAAUUCCACGCCGACGUACCUAGGGAGGCCGUGGAAGUUGUACUCAAGGACCAUAUUCAUGCAGUCUUACAUGAGCAACGCCAUUAGGCCAGAAGGAUGGCUAGAGUGGAAUGGUGAUUUUGCCUUGGACACCUUGUACUAUGGGGAGUUCAUGAAUUCCGGGCCCGGGGCAGGCCUCACCGGGCGGGUCACAUGGCCCGGGUUUCACGUAUUGAACAACACGGCGCAAGCAAAUAACUUCACCGUGGCCCAAUUCAUAGAAGGGAACGCUUGGCUGCCGCCGACCGGAGUGGCCUACACCGCCGGACUUGGGAUUUAAGGCUGGUCUACAAAUCUAUCAAUAUGAUGAUGUUUUUUUUCCCCUAUCUCGGAAAAAACUAGCACAGGACACCAACAUCAUGGGGAUCCACUUACAACACUAGUAACUGCAGGUUUUGAACUCUCGACCUCGACGAUGAAGGAGAGACUCGCAACCAACAUAGCUACCUACGGUUGGGUAUUAAUAUGAUGAUGUUAUAUUUUGUGUACUUACAAAUUUGAUUCUUUCUUUGUCAAACAUAAUUAAAGGGUAUAAAUGAGGGUUAUUGCAAA
Messenger RNA from Eucalyptus grandis, 2089 nucleotides. RefSeq names its product pectinesterase/pectinesterase inhibitor PPE8B. Gene Ontology annotation, biological process: cell wall modification. Gene Ontology annotation, molecular function: pectinesterase activity; pectinesterase inhibitor activity. Lineage: Eukaryota; Viridiplantae; Streptophyta; Magnoliopsida; Myrtales; Myrtaceae. The transcript has 3 exons. The coding region runs from base 213 to 1817 and encodes 534 amino acids. The record is from RefSeq and is a predicted model, not a curated record.